AUGUCCAUAUUAUGCACAGUUGAACAAAACCCGAAAACCCCCUCGCGCUGCCUGCCAACUUCAUGCAGGACGCUGUUCGAAGCGCAGGUGACGUCUGAUUUCCCUACUGUUCAUGAACUUUUCGCAUUUGUCAAGUCGCGUGUGUCUAUCCUUGAACGAGUUCAGGAUCUUCAAGUUUCAAAACCAGUCCAAUCGUCGUCACGUUCUUCAGGCCAACCGCGCCAAGAAAAGGGUAGUCUCCGAAAAACAGAAAAAACUCCGCAGUCAUCUUUUGUUAAUGCAGCACCACCGCCGUCAUCAAAGCCCCAAUGCAUGUGUUGUGGUAAGGGCAAACAUGCGUUACCGUUGUGUAACAAAUUUAAAGGGUGGUCCAAAGACGCCCGGUCGAAAUGGGCCCGAGAGCGCAAGUUAUGCUUUCGAUGCCUGGCGGAGGGUCAUUGGACCCCUAAGUGUAAAUCAUCAAUAGUAUGUUCUCAGUGCUCACGCAAACACCACACAUUGGUCCAUACAGAUGCAGUCACCGCAAUCGCCAAGAAGGAAGAUACCGUCCCUGUUGCUGAUCAGACAGCGUCCGCGUCGACUUCUUGUGUUGGACAGCUUGAGUCUCAUUCUGUAUUGCUGGGUACAGCACUCGUUCAGGUUCGUGACCAUGGAGGUACCCUACAUACUGUUCGUGCUUUAAUUGACUCUGCGUCUCAAAUGAGUGCUAUCACGUCAUCAUGCACGACUCGUCUUGGGUUACGUGUAUCGUGUUGGACGGCGCCGGUGACUGGGUUGUCUGGUGCGUCGGUUCCUAAUACUCUUGGUAUUGUAGAAUGUAACGUGCAGCCUCGGUAUGCUGAGGAACCGGUGUUCCCUGUUAAGGCAUGGGUGUUCUCGACGAUCACAGCAAGUAUGCCGCGACAACCGUUGUCUCGCGCUGUAGCUGAAAAGUACCGACAUUUAGCGUUAGCUGACCCUUCAUUUACAAUUCCUGGUGACAUUGACCUGUUGUUGGGUGCAGACAUAUUUGCCCAGGUCUUGGAUGGCAAACGUGUGUCUGUUGGUGAGGCUUGGCCAGUCGCGUUUGGUUCCGUCUUCGGGUGGAUCAUCAUCGGACCUGUUCCAUAUGCUACUUCGAAAUCACCACACUCAUGCCCCACAUCGAUGUUGAAUUGCAUUUCUGUCGAAUCAUUACUCGACAAGUUUUGGAGGGUAGAAGAGCCUGAGGUAGCACCCGAAGUAUUCACCGAGGAAGGUCAAUGUGAAUCAAUGUUUCGUUCGGGGUGCAUUCGUUCCAGUUCCGGCCGUUUUACAGUUCCUCUCCCCUUUCGCCAACCCCCGGAUGACGACGUUUUCCGCGGUUCCCGUACGGUUGCGCUCAAGCGGUUUGAGUAUUUGGAGAGGAAGCUGUCCGCUGACCACAGACUCCGUGGACUAUACACUCAAUUCAUGUCAGAGUACAGCUCAUUAGGGCACAUGUCGCUCGCUUCUAGUCCUGGAGCGUACUUUAUACCGCACCAUGCUGUGUACCGACCGUCAGAAACGGAUCCGAAAAUUCGUGUUGUAUUUGAUGCGUCUGCCCGAGCUUUUAGUGGCACGUCAUUAAACAAUUGUCUAUUAUCUGGUCCAAAGUUGCAACGUGACGUCGUGGACGUGUUGCUUCUGUUCCGUUUGUUGAGGUAUGUUUUCACAACAGACAUUUGCAAAAUGUACCGACAAAUUUUGAUUGCCCCGGAACAACGUAAAUACCAACACAUUCUUUGGCGUGAGUCGCCACACGAUCAGCUGCAAGAAUACCAACUUAAUACGGUCACAUAUGGUGUAAAUUGUGCACCGUACCUCGCCAUUCGUGUAUUACAACAAAUUGCUGAUUCCGACUGUGCUGAUUUUCCUUCCGUCCGCAAAGCACUAUUGUUUCACACGUAUGUAGACGACAUAUGCGUUGGUGCCGAUUCCGAGGAAGCUGCGGUAGAAUUGCAGUCUGCGCUGAUCACCGUCCUCGGGCGAGCUGGAUUGGAACUUAAGAAGUGGUCUAGCAAUACUCAAUCUGUUCUGAACAACGUGCCUCCGGAGGACAAAGUCAGCGGCGAAUUGCCAUUUGAUGAAGGCGACGGUGUAAAAGUAUUGGGUCUCCGUUGGAGUCCACGCGACGAUUCGUUUGGUUACGGAUUUCAGAACGAAAAGAUGGUGGCUACAAAAAGAGGAAUGUUAUCGUUGAUAGCCCGAAUAUUUGACCCGUUAGGCCUUUUAUCACCUGUUGUUUUCUUUGCGAAACAUUUAAUGAAACUGGUGUGGAAGGCUAACGUUUCCUGGGACGAACAAUUACCAAUGUCCAUCAAUGAAGUUUGGCACCAAUUUGUGUCCGAAUUGCCAGAAUUACAAAGAGUUUGUAUUCCACGUUUUGUUAACACGCGCUCGGGCAUUCGUGUUAUACUAUGUGGUUUCUGCGAUGCGUCUGAGCGUGGAUACGCGGCUGUUGUUUAUAUCCGAUCUGAGAAUUCGUCUGGUACCCCCUUCGUGUCCCUAUUGGGUUCUAAAACCAAACUAGCCCCGAUGGCUGCGUCAACGAUUCCACGGUUAGAGUUAUGCGGCGCAGUUCUGCUAGCGAAGUGGAUGUCUCGCAUCAAGAGUACAUUAAAUGCGGAGGUGGAAGUCAUCGAAACUCACGCUUGGUCUGACUCCACAAUCGUACUCAAUUGGUUAGCCGUACGCCAUGUGAUAUUCAAGAUCUUCGUGUCCAAUAGGAUCCAUCAAGUGCAAUCGCUAUUGCCGGAUUGUCAGUGGCACCACAUAACUUCAGAAAACAAUCCAGCUGAUUGUGCGUCAAGAGGAUUGUCACCUUCCGAAUUAGUGGACAAUGUAUUGUAUUGGAACGGUCCCACUUUUCUCAGGUCACCAACGGCUGAAUGGGUUGUCCGUGUUCCUUUCAUCGAGUCAGAUCAGCUCCCCGAAGCCAAGAUGGAGAACCCCGUGGUCCUACUAGCCGAGACUGAACCGGAAUGGUACUCCCGGUUCUCGUCGUACGUGCACAUGAUUCGGGUUGUCGCCCAUGUCCGACGUUUUAUUUCCCUCUGUUGUCACCGCCCACAAGUCUUUGAGUGCUAUCUCACGCGCGGUGAGCUCGAUUUGGCGUUAUGGUCAGUAGUCCGAUUCUCCCAACAGUCCUUUUUCGGAAAACUUCACCACGAAUUGAGUUGUUCGAAACCAAUAUCGACUCGGAAUGUGGCCCGACUCCGACCUUUCCUUGACGAUAAUGGUAUAAUCCGUGUCGGUGGUCGUCUCUCCAACGCUGAGUUAUCGAUUGAACAACGACAUCCAGUCCUAUUGGCGAAGUCGUCUCAUUUAUCAAUUCUUUUAGUACGUCAUUGGCAUGACCUUACCGGCCACAGUGGCCCCCGAGUCAUGACGGCUCUUCUGGGACGUCAAUAUUGGAUUAUGUCACUGGGCACUCUGAUCCGUACUGUCAUCAGUCACUGUACCCGUUGCGUGAGAUUGUCAGCCACUAAUCCUCAACCGAUCAUGGCCGAUUUGCCACGAUCCCGCGUAACCGAAUGUCGCCCUUUCUCCCGUGUAGGGAUUGAUUAUGCGGGACCAUUGCUGAUGAAGGAGCAUCGCCUCCGGAAGGCUCGUCAAUACAAAGUAUAUGUGGCGGUUUUCGUAUGCUUUGUAGUCAAGGCGGUACACCUCGAGGUCGUAUCUGACCUGUCCACCGAUGCCUUUAUUGCUGCGUUAAAUCGUUUUGUAGCUCGUCGCGGUCUUCCCGUCGACAUUUACUCGGACUGUGGAACUAACUUCGUCGGAGCUGCAGCUCAACUAAAGGAAUUGGUUAAUCAUCCUGACAACCAAGGUCGAUUGUCUGCCACCAUACAAUCUGUUUGGCACUUCAACCCCCCUGGCGCACCGCAUUUCGGCGGCCUGUGGGAAGCGGCAGUCAAGUCGGCAAAGUCCCUUCUCGUCCGUAUCAUGGGGGAGCAUACGUUUACGCUGGAAGAAUUCAAUACCAUAUUGUGCCGUGUGGAGGCCAUAUUGAAUUCUCGGCCGCUUGUCCCCGGUUCUACUGAUCCAAACGAAGUAGACUAUUUAUCGCCGGGACAUUUCCUCAUAGGUCAACCGUUACUCGCAGUACCUGAAGAACCCAUUUCGCCUUCUCAGCACUCACUGAGUAACCGCUGGAAGCUAAUUAAUCAGUGCGCCCAAGCUUUUUGGCGCCGCUGGAGGGACGAGUAUCUGCAAACCUUGCAGACGAGAGGACGAUGGACGGCUGAUGCUCCCAAUUUGGUGGUUGACGAUAUAGUCAUUGUUAAGGAUCCGCAGUCACCACCGUUAACCUGGCGUAUGGCCCGUAUACUAGAAACCGUGCCGGGUGCCGACGGUGUCGUGCGCGUAGUGCGCCUCCGGACGCCGACAGGUAUCUUAACACGUCCAGUCGCAAAGGUGGUAAAGUUGUUUACUGCGUAA
Molecule: messenger RNA, 4440 nt
Organism: Acyrthosiphon pisum (pea aphid)
Lineage: Eukaryota; Metazoa; Arthropoda; Insecta; Hemiptera; Aphididae
Exons: 2
Coding region: 1-4440 (1479 amino acids)
Biological process (GO): DNA integration
Molecular function (GO): nucleic acid binding
Source: RefSeq, a predicted model, not a curated record